GCGAGUUCCGGUUGGCCGGAACCCAGCGGCGGGUGUGAGAGUCGGUCGGGAGCCGCUUCCAGGAUCCUGAGGUCCGGAGAAGCCGGCGUCGGAGCGGCUCCUCAAGAGUUGCUGAUCAAUGAAAUGGCAGAGAAUGGAAAAAAUUGUGACCAGAGACGUGUAGCAAUGAACAAGGAACAACACAAUGGAAAUUUUACAGACACCUCUUCAAUAAAUGAAAAGAAGAGGAGGGAUCGGGAAGAAAGACAGAAUAUUGUCCUGUGGAGACAGCCACUUGUUACCUUGCAGUAUUUUUCUCUGGAAAUCCUUAUAAUCUUAAAGGAAUGGACCUCAAAAUUAUGGCAUCGUCAAAGCAUUGUGGUGUCUUUUUUACUGCUGCUUGCUGUGCUUGUGACUACGUAUUAUGUUGAAGGAGCACAUCAACAGUAUGUGCAGCGUAUAGAGAAACAAUUUCUCCUGUAUGCCUACUGGAUAGGCUUGGGAAUUUUGUCUUCCGUGGGGCUUGGAACAGGGCUGCACACCUUUCUGCUUUAUCUGGGCCCACACAUAGCUUCAGUUACAUUAGCUGCAUAUGAAUGCAACUCAGUGAAUUUCCCUGAGCCACCCUAUCCUGAUCAGAUUAUUUGUCCAAAUGAAGAGGGCACUGCAGGAACCAUUUCCUUGUGGAGCAUCAUCUCGAAAGUUAGGAUUGAGGCCUGCAUGUGGGGUAUCGGAACAGCAAUCGGAGAACUGCCUCCAUAUUUCAUGGCCAGGGCAGCUCGCCUCUCAGGUGCUGAACCAGAUGAUGAGGAGUAUCAGGAAUUUGAAGAAAUGCUGGAACGUGCGGAGUCUGCACAGGACUUUCCCUCACGAGCUAAACUGGCAGUUCAAAGACUCGUACAGAAGGUUGGAUUUUUUGGAAUCUUGGCCUGUGCUUCUAUUCCAAAUCCUCUGUUUGAUCUUGCUGGAAUAACAUGUGGACAUUUUCUUGUACCUUUUUGGACCUUCUUUGGUGCAACCUUGAUUGGGAAAGCAAUUAUUAAGAUGCACAUCCAGAAAAUCUUCGUUAUUAUAACGUUCAGCAAGCACAUCGUGGAGCAGAUGGUGGCUUUCAUUGGUGCUGUCCCCGGCAUAGGUCCGUCUCUGCAGAAGCCCUUCCAGGAAUACCUCGAGGCCCAGCGGCAGAAGCUGCACCACAGGAGUGAAGCGGGCGUGCCCCAGGGAGAAAACUGGCUGUCCUGGAUGUUCGAGAAGCUGGUGGUUGUGAUGGUGUGUUACUUUGUCCUGUCUAUCAUUAACUCCAUGGCACAGAGUUACGCCAAACGAAUGCAGCAGCGGUUGAACUCAGAGGAGAAAACCAAAUAAGCAAAAAACCAUUUUUAACUGCAGCAGUUAUAGUGGAGGGGUUCUGCCUUACCUUGGGAGAACUCCAAAGGAGGAAGGAAAAUUCCCUUUUCCAACCUGCACCAGUUUUAAAGACUCUUCCUGAAAGCAGCUUAGCCCCUGUUUUGCACUGACAUGCUUUUCUGUGUUAAGGUGAGGCGCCCCUCAGCUCAGCCCAGCUUGUGUUGUCAGGCUGGCGCGCGCCGCUGAGCCCAAACUUAACAGCACCUGGCCUCUCUCUUCCCAAAGGCCCACAUGGUACAAUUUGAGGAUUCCUGCCACACCAGAAGUUCCCAAGUGUGUUAAACAUGUCAAGCUUUUUCAGCUUGUCGCCAGUGAUUGCUUUGUUUUUGUAAGUCAUCAAAAUGUAUAUAAGUUAUAGAGAUUGGCUGAUGGUCCUGCAUGUGUAUCAUGGUACAAUUUAAUAUGCCGUCCUGCCCAGUCCCUCCCUCCUCCCUCAAAAAAGGCCAUUUUAUGAUGCAUUGCACACCCUCUGGGGAAAUCUAUCUUUAAAUUUUGAGACAGUAUAAGGAAAAUUUGGUUGGUGUCUCGUGAAUGAGCUGACACCAUUUUUUAUUCUGUGUAUUUAGAAUGAAGUCAUGAAAAACUUUAUAAAGACAUCUUUGAUCAUUCCAAAA
Chinchilla lanigera (long-tailed chinchilla) is the source of this 2000-nucleotide messenger RNA. It is a transcript of the gene Vmp1, whose product is annotated as vacuole membrane protein 1. Lineage: Eukaryota; Metazoa; Chordata; Mammalia; Rodentia; Chinchillidae. Gene Ontology annotation, biological process: Golgi organization; autophagy. The transcript has 12 exons. Gene Ontology annotation, cellular component: endomembrane system; membrane; endoplasmic reticulum. The record is from RefSeq and is a predicted model, not a curated record. Bases 124 to 1344 code for a protein of 406 amino acids.